CCAUGUUUUUACAGCCAGAAGGUGUCAGGUGAGCAGCUCGGUGCUCCAGCUCUUAGCUUGGAUUAAAGAACGUUGCUCGGUUUUCGCCGGUUGCAGGUUUUGUUUACCGGCGGUACGUGUUGUUGUUUUGCGCGAAGAAACCGAACUACAAUAACAAUUCCGCCAAUUGAAGAUAAUCCUGCAUAUCAGCCGAGGGUCAGAGGUCACCAUGGGGUCAGCAGUGGAGAGGACAGACGAACACGUGAGAGAGUAUCUGGUCUACCGCGGCUUCACCAGCACUCUCAAACACCUGGACAGCGAGGUUAAAGCCGACAAGGAGAAAGGCUUCAGGGUGGAUAAGAUCAUCGAUCAGCUGCAGCAGUUUGUCCAGAGCUUCGACCUGUUUGGUCUGAAGGAGUACUGGCUUUACCUGGACAGACGUCUGUUCUGCAGACUGGAGGACGUUUACAGAUCCACGGUCAACAAGCUGAGAACCAGCCUGUACAGAUACUACAUCAUCAACACCAUCCAGAAAGGGAACCUGGAGAAGACUCAGGAGUUUUUCCAGAAGCAGGCGUUGGAGCUGCAGGGCCAGGCCGAGUGGCGCGAUUGGUUCAUACUGCCUUUCAUCCCCGCUCCCGAGCAGAACCCCGCCUUCUCUCCAUACUUCUCCCGCCAGUGGGCCGACACCUUCCUGGUUUCACUGCACAACUUCCUGUCUGUCCUCUUCCAGUGUAUGCCCCAGCCGGUCCUGCUGAGUUUUGAUGCUGAAGUUCAGAAGACAACCAGCGUGACAGAAGAGAAUGAACAGCUCCGCCAGCUGCUGUUUGCCCUGCAGACAGAGAGUCGGGACCAGAGAGAAGGAGACGAGAUGGUCCACCACAAGCUGCCGGUGUACGUCCAGAACAUGGACCGACUUGGAGACACUGAGCUGGACUUGGUGUCGAGCCAGCGCGCUGUCAGCACCGCCACCACUCCUUCCAGAAACUUCUUCUCUACAUUCCUACCACAGGGCAGACGCACUCCAGGGAAACCACCUCAGUUCACCACCGGGUCCUCACCAAGCCAGGUAGCAGUGGGCAGGAAGGAUCCAGCGACCAAUCUGCCUGCAAAGUCAAAAGAGGCAGUCCAACCUAAGGAAGUGAAGCCAGUUUACAGCCAGGCAUCAACUAGUGAACCUGUGAGCUCCCAGUCCCAACAGUCAACAAACCAGUCAACACAUCCCAGACACAAGAGAAUCCAGGAUCAUGAGAAAGAGAGAAAGGAGCUUUUCUCCAAACCGCUAUCACAGACACCAGAGAAGAAGGGGGAGGCAGGCGAGGUAGAGCCUCUUGCCGAGACCUCCAGUGAACCUCCUGAGGGGAGGGAGGAGGGAGGAGGUCUGUCAGCAGAACAGCCUUUCAUCAAACUGAGCCAGGAGGAAUAUGGAGAACACCACUCUUCCAUCAUGCACUGCAGGGUUGACUGUUCUGGUCGGCGGGUUGCCAGUUUGGAUGUAGACGGAGUCAUCAAGGUGUGGUCGUUCAACCCCAUCAUGCAGACCAAAGCCACCAUCAUGUCUAAGUCUCCUCUGCUGUCUCUAGAGUGGGCCACCAAACCCGACAGACUGUUAUUACUAGGCAGCGGUGUUGGCACGGUGCGGCUGUAUGAUACGGAUGCCAAGAAGAAUCUCUAUGAGAUGAAUAUCGACGAAACUCAUCCACGUAUCUUGUCUUUAGCCUGCAGUCCCAGCGGUUCGUCGUUUGUCUGUUCAGCUGCAGCUCUCAGUCGAUCUGGGAGCUCCGAUUCUGUCCCUCGACUUCCUAUCCCGGUCUCAGGACAGCUGCUGCUCUGGGACACCAAGACUGUCAAACAACAGCUCCAGUUCUCUUUAGAACCUGAACCCGUAGCCAUUAACUGCACAGCCUUCAACCACAAUGGAAACCUGCUGGUGACCGGAGCUGCUGACGGAGUCAUCAGACUGUUUGAUAUGCAGCGGUAUGAGAGCGCUAUGAGCUGGCGAGCUCACGAUGGUGAAGUUUACAGCGUGGAGUUUAGCUACGAUGAAAACACCGUCUUCAGCAUCGGAGAAGAUGGCAAGUUCAUCCAGUGGAACAUCCAUCGGUGUGGGGUGAAGCAGUCGGAGCAGGUCUUACCUCAGGACGCCACAGGGCCCUUCGUCCUGUCAGGGUAUAGUGGAUACAAACAGGUUCAGGUUCCUCGAGGUCGGCUCUUUGCUUUCGACUCUGAAGGACAACACGUCCUGACCUGUUCCAGCACCGGAGGACUUAUAUACAGACUCACCAAUGGGGAGCCGGCUCUGGAGAACGUGCUGUCACUGGGCGGGCACAAAGCACCAGUGGUGACAGUUGAUUGGUGCUCUGCUGUGGACUGCGGCACCUGCCUGACCGCCUCCAUGGAUGGGAAGAUCAAACUGAGCACGCUCCUGGCACAGAAGUCCUAAACGAACACCUGCAAAUGUCAUCAGAGUUUAUAAUAAACUGAUUCACUGAUAGAGAUUAUUCCAGAAUGUAGUACAGUUUGUUGUAUUGAUCAUGAGCUGAUACAAACUCACCAACCUGUUAUAAAUUCAUAUUAACAUUAAAAUCUCACUGAAG
Messenger RNA from Morone saxatilis (striped sea-bass), 2576 nucleotides. RefSeq names its product WD repeat domain 91 (gene wdr91). Lineage: Eukaryota; Metazoa; Chordata; Actinopteri; Moronidae. Gene Ontology annotation, cellular component: late endosome membrane; extrinsic component of endosome membrane; early endosome membrane. The record is from RefSeq and is a predicted model, not a curated record. The transcript is spliced from 18 exons. Bases 209 to 2422 code for a protein of 737 amino acids. Gene Ontology annotation, molecular function: protein binding; phosphatidylinositol 3-kinase regulator activity. Gene Ontology annotation, biological process: early endosome to late endosome transport.